Messenger RNA from Neohortaea acidophila, 1170 nucleotides. Its product is annotated as DHS-like NAD/FAD-binding domain-containing protein. Lineage: Eukaryota; Fungi; Ascomycota; Dothideomycetes; Mycosphaerellales; Teratosphaeriaceae. Gene Ontology annotation, molecular function: NAD+ binding. Bases 1 to 1170 code for a protein of 389 amino acids. The record is from RefSeq and is a predicted model, not a curated record. The transcript has a single exon.
AUGCCGUUAAUGCGAAUCCCCUACACCUCGCCACUGCCCAGUCCAACCAUCAUUCCCGCCUCAGCAACCACAAUCCAAGGCGCAGUCGCAGCCCUUCAAAACUUCCUCUCCACGCCACCCAAAACCAGCAAUGCCCGCGGCGGCAAAGCAGUCAUCCUCUCCGGCGCCGGGAUAUCGGUAGCAUCAGGCCUGGCAGACUACCGCGGAAGCCAAGGCACAUACACCCUCAACAAAACCUACCGACCCAUCUACUUCCACGAAUUCAGCGCGAACCAUGAGGCGAGAAAGCGCUACUGGGCUCGCAGCUUUCUCGGCUGGACGACGCUGAAUCGCAGCAAACCUAACAGGGCACACGAGGCCGUCGCGCAGCUCGGGAAGGCAGGCGUGAUUUCCUGCGUCAUUACGCAGAAUGUCGACUCCUUCCAUUCCCAGGCGCAUCCGGAUCUCCGGACGCUGGAGUUGCACGGCUAUCUGCGCAGUACGGUGUGUCUAUCCUGCCGCACCGAGUACGAUCGCGCGAAGUUCCAGGCCGAGUUGACGGCGUUGAAUCCGCCCUGGGCCACCUUCCUCGCCGAAAUGCUGGAAUCCGGGGCGCUGAGCACGGAGAACCCGGCUGAGCGACGACGUAGAGGUCUGAAAACGAAUCCGGAUGGCGAUGUCGACGUGCCUGGCGUGGAGUACUCUACCUUUCGAUAUCCCGCGUGUCCGACUUGUCUCGCGAAGCCGCCGGAGGGCAAGAGGGUGGAGGUCGACAGCGAUGGUGCUUGGUCGGCAACGUCUACUGCGGGAAUCUUGAAGCCUGCGGUUAUUAUGUUUGGCGAGUCGAUCCCGGCAUCUGUGAAGGAGGCUGUCGAGGCGGCUGUGGAUGAUGCAUCGCACGUGCUCGUGCUGGGCUCUUCGCUUGCCACUUAUUCUGCAUGGCGGGUGGUGAAGCGUGCCAAGGCGAACGGCACCCCGAUCGCGGCUGUCAACAUGGGCGGUCUGCGAAGUGAGGAGUUCUUCUUCGCCGAUGUCGACGCUCAUGGCUCUGGACGGGAUGGCGUGCGAUGUAGUCUCCCUCUGGAGGACGUCUUACCAGCUUUGGCGGCACAGAUGGGAGCGAAGAGGGACGAUGCUCUCCGAAUACCCACGAAUAGAAAUGAAAAUUUCCAACCCGCUCCGUGGCGGUGA